Molecule: messenger RNA, 4711 nt
Organism: Pogona vitticeps (central bearded dragon)
Lineage: Eukaryota; Metazoa; Chordata; Lepidosauria; Squamata; Agamidae
Gene: FNDC3A
Product: fibronectin type III domain containing 3A
Molecular function (GO): protein binding
Source: RefSeq, a predicted model, not a curated record
UGUCUGAAUGCCACGUAGCCUUCUAGCUAUUCCCCUUUGACUUGAGUGAGUGCACCGCGACUAGAUAUUCAACACCUCCUGACUUUUUCUUGCAAGGAGAAGGUGGCAGAUGUGAGAGAAACUAUUAAUGAAUGGUCAUCUCAGCUAUGAUGGCAGACCAGCCACCUCCAUUAGAAGCCACACCCAUUUUGAAUGAAGUGCCACUUCUACCUCAUAUGGUCAAUGGGGACACCACACAACAGGUUAUCCUUGUACAAGUAAAUCCUGGAGAGACUUUCACAAUUAGAACUGAAGAUGGACACAUACAAUGUAUCCAAGGUCCAGCACAUGUUCCUAUGAUGUCACCGAACGGUUCUGUGCCUCCCAUAUUUGUGCCUCCUGGCUAUGUAUCUCAGGUGGUGGAAGAAAAUGGAGUCCGGAAGGUUAUCGUUAUGCCACAUUCAACCGAAUUCCAUCCCUCCAUGCAUCCACCUCCCCCCCAUGUGCCCCAUUAUAUGCACCCUCAUCCUGCUUUGCUUCCCCACCCACCUCAUCCAGUUUACCCUCCGGUUCCGGGAACAGGCGAAAUGCCACCACAGUUCAUUCAUCAACACCCACCACCGCCAUCGCCACAUCUUUACCAAGAACAAGAAUCCCGUUCCCACGGCCGAAUAAAUUUUGUUCAGCGAGAUGAAAGGACUCUCAAAAUGCAGGAACAUUUGAAGAAAAGGCUAAAAGACAGACAAGCUUGUGGACAUACAAAUAAUAAAACGAACAGCCCUCCUUCCUCGCCUCAUAAAGUUAAUAAUUCCUCAAGCGCCAACGCUCAGAAUGGACUUGGAAAGGUACAGCCAGGAAUGGGAGGGCCAAUCAAGCCGAAGCAAGCAGGAAAAGCCAGGGGAAGUCCCGCCCCAUCAUCGGAUUCAGGCAUGGGAGAAUCUGACGUGGAAUCUAGAAAAUCUGAAGAGCCCUUAAGCUUCAGUAAGCCUGUAGUAUCAGAAAUCCAGGCGAGGUCAGCAGUCUUAUCCUGGAGUCCCCCUGUUGUCUUGCAAAACGAAGAAGCUCAUAAUCUCUCUCCUGCAGCAUUCACAUUUGAAGUGACGGUCUCGAACAGCGGUAAAAAUGGAAAGUUCAAAUUGGUUUACGUGGGUGAAGACACGACUUUUAUUCUUCCUGAUCUCAGGCCAGCUACUGAUUAUCAUGUUAGAGUUUCAGCCUCCAGUAGUUCCACCAAGGAAACUGUUUCGGAGCUGGCCAGUUUUACUACAGAGACCUGCGAGCCAGAUCCUCCUGCUGCACCAAAAGUAGUCAACAAAUCCAAAAACAGUCUGACAGUCCAGUGGAAGUCCUCCAAUGACAAUGGUUCCAAAGUAACUAACUACCUUUUAGAGUGGGACGAGGGGAAAAACGGCGCGUUCAAGGAAUGCUAUUACGGUCAUCUGAAGCAACACAAAAUAACCAAGCUGACCCCUUCUACAAGAUACAUGUUCAGGGUGGCCGCCAAAAAUGACAUCGGAAUGAGUGGGUUCAGCGAAACCCUGGUGUGUUACACGAUAGGAAUGGUCCCGCCACCCCCUCUGCCGCCUCAGCUGACGGAAGCAGGGGUGGCCUGGUUGUCCCUGAAGUGGAGCCCUCCGAACGGCGUAUCUUCGGACGAUUCCCUGACGUACAUUUUAGAAAUGGAAGAGGAGGGUUCUGAUUAUGGUUUUCAAGCCGCUUAUAAUGGAGAUGAGCUUUCUUGCACUUUAGAAGACCUUAGGAGGAGUACGUCUUAUAAAUUCAGGCUGUUUGCUCACAACACCGAAGGAAAAAGUGGGCCCAGCGAGGUGGUAGAAUUCAGCACAAAUCCUGACAAACCUGGACCUCCGGGUAAACCAGCUGUAAAGGGAAAGAUCCAUCCACAUAAUGUGAAAGUGACCUGGGAUCCACCAAAGGAUAAUGGAGGGUCAGAUAUCUCUACGUAUGUCCUAGAAAUGUCAGAGGCCUCAGCUGGCAGUAUAUGGGAAGCAACCUACAGCGGUUCCGUAAGAGAGCACGUCUGUGCUCAUCUCAAGCCUGGUACGUCUUACAGACUAAGAGUUUACUGCAUUGGAAGAGGAGGCCAAAGUCAGCCGUCAGAUGUACUCACUGUUCAGACAGCAGCUGUUCCUCCUGGGCCAUGUCAGCCUCCAUGUCUGGCCGGCAAAGCCAAGCCUAAGGAAAUCUCUCUUCAGUGGGAACCCCCUUCGGCAGACGGAGGCUCAGAGGUAACCGAGUACAUUGUGGAAAUAGCGCACGGUGAGCUGGAGGAACGGAGGCAAGUGUAUCGCGGCCAGGCAUUAGAAUGCACCAUUAAUGGUCUUCUUCCGGGAAGAACGUACAGCUUCUGGAUUCGAGCAGCCAACAAAGCUGGGCUCGGCCCUUGCUCAGAAAAGGCAGAGGUUUCUACCGCUCCGGGGCCUCCAGAUCCUUGCUGUGUCCCCCAGCUGAUAUGUAAGACAGCUACGUGUGUCGUAGCCUCAUGGGAGGUUCCACUGUGUAACGGUGCCGAAAUUAGUGAAUACAGGCUGGAGUGGGGCCAGGUGGAAGGCUCGAUGCAUAUAAUAUACACGGGCCCUCUUCUGAGCUAUGAAGUGAAAGGGCUGAUGCCUGCAACAACAUACUAUUGCAGAAUACAGGCUGUGAAUCUCGCCGGUGCUGGGUUGUUCGGGGAGACUGGCAUGGUGACGACCCCGGCCUCCGUGCCAGCUGCGGUGGCCGUCUUGCACUUGCUGGAAGAGGACCAGAUGGAGGCCCCCCUUCCUCUCUCGACGUGCCUUGCCCUUCACUGGGAGGAGCCCUGUUGCCACGGGGCGGAGAUCACGGGCUACCACAUAGACUAUGGGGAAAAACAGCUCUUGACCGUCGGCAGAGUUACAAGCCAUGUUCUGGAGAACCUGCAACCCGACACUUUAUACAGAAUCCGCAUUCAGGCCUUCAACAGUCUAGGGGCUGGCCCCUUCAGCCCGACCAUCAAAGCGAAGACCAAGCCUUUGCCACCAGAUCCUCCGCACCUGGAAUGUGUUGUCUUCAGUUACCAGAGCCUUAAACUGAAAUGGGGCGAAGGUUCGAGCCGAGCUGCAAUUGCUAACCCGACGCAUUUCAACUUACAGAUGGAAGAUAGGUUUGGCAGGUUCAUCACCGUCUACAGUGGCCCUUGUCACACCUACAAAGUGCAGAGACUUUGUGAGUCCACCGCUUACUACUUUAGAAUCCAAGCGUGCAACGAUGCGGGUGAAGGAGAAUUUUCAGAAGUUUACUCAUUCACUACAACCAAAUCUCCACCGCCUGCUCUGAAAGCACCCAAAGUCCAUCAGCUGGGAGAGAAUGCCUGUGAGGUCACAUGGGAGCCCUUGCAGCCAAUGAAAGGCGACCCUAUUGUUUACAUUUUACAACUUUCCAGUGGGAGGGAAGUUGAUCAGGUAUACAAGGGACCGGAGGUUUCAUUCCGCUUCACCAACAUUCAGGCCAACUGUGAAUACCGAUUCAGGGCGUGUGCUGGCCGCCAGUAUCAGGACUCCACUGGACCGCAGGAACUGUAUGGGCCGUACAGUCCCAGCACAACGUUCUCAUCUCAGAAGCAAGAGCUUGCCUCUCCGUGCUUGGAGCCCAGUCCCGACCUCACGAAAAGCAGGAGGAAGCCACUCAGUGACGAACAGUUUGCCUUCCUGCUCCUCCUCGUCUUCGCCACGGUGGCCAUCCUGUUUGCGGUGAUCAUUCAGUACUUUGUCAUCAAGUAAGCGGGCAACUUUUCGAGAAUCGACUUCAUUACUCAGCUUAUUAUUUUUCAUAUGGAAAAUUUAUGCCUUGGGUAUUUAUGUAAAUUCCAAGUAAAAAUGCUAGCUGGGAAUGAUUGUAUAAGACGUACAUUUCCAUUUUUUUUGCUGCUGACUAACGGUGAGGCUGGGUAGGUAGAACCUCUCCCCACCACCUCCUCCUCCUCCUUUCUCCAUGGAGGAUGGCAAGAAGGGAGUGGGGAGCAAUGAAGAGACCCCCCCCCAAUUGUGGCACAGCUGUGCAUCUUCUAAUCAGGGUUAGCUGUUCAAAACAGCAAAACAAGCAAGUAAACAACAACAACAACAACAAAAAGCUGCCUUAACAUGCACUUGUGAUUCUCAGAGAGCUUGGCUUCAUUCUCACACAAAGACCUUGAUUCUCCAGUAGAGCAGAGCAAAGCGAAAGGGUAGAGGGGGGAAACCCCAGCCGCUUCAGCCGAAGUCACGACAAGCGUGCGACACAGCAGCAAAGAUACUUCUUAAGCUUAGAACAGUACUGUACUCCAGGACCUUGCUAAAAAGCGUACCGCACCUGACAUAGACCGUCGGCAAAAACGAAACCAAAACAUUAAUCAACUUCCGACUUUAGCGAUAGUGCUGUUUUUAUUUUAUUUUAUUCUAGCUGUUUUUAAUCGUUGGGGUUCUGGGAAUUAAGUCCUUUGAGAGCCAAGCGUAGCAGACAGUGCCAAGCGUUUGUAGAUUUUUUUAAAAAAUCAGAAGUGCUCGUGGCACCCUGAGUUGUCCGCAGACAACGGGCUUUGCAUCGGUCAUGUGACAUGGCGGAAACCCUCCCCAUUCUAUGCUGUACAUUUCUGAACGAGAUGCUUUCUGCCGUUGGCGGCCCGACCCAGAGUUGACUCUCAGUGCUUGAGAGAACGGCAAACGCCCUGUGCUUCUGACUUGAACCGCUGCCGCGCUUUUUUUUUUCAGAGGGGGGG